AUUUUCCGACGAGCCGACAAGAACGAUGAUGGGAAGCUGUCAUUUGAGGAGUUCAAGAACUAUUUCGCUGAUGGGAUCCUGAGCUCGGAGGAGCUGUGGGAGUUAUUCAGUGGCAUUGACAGGCGUCAUUCAGAUAACGUGGACACAGAGAAAUUGUGCGAUUAUUUCUCAGCGUAUCUUGGAGAAUACAGGAACGUGCUUUCUGCCCUGGAAGCCCUCAACUCUGCAGUCCUGGCAGCCAUGGACAAAACCAAGCUGAGGUACGAGACCUCCUCAAAGAUGGAGCAGUUCCUGACCCGUUUUCUGCUGCGGGAAACCAUGCACCAGCUGCAGUCCCUGCAGGCCUCGCUCGAGUGUGCUGUGGACACUGUGGAAGAGCAGGCGGGACGGGAGAGAAAGGACGUAAAGAAAUCUGAGACUUUGGUUGGCCUGAGGUCAGGGAGACGAUGUGGGCGCAGAGGACAGAAGAACGUCUGUCUUUCCCCAACAGACCCCUAUUCCGGGAUGCUAACGACAGGCGUUUGUGUUGAAGACAACAGCCAGUGGAUGGGGGCGCAGAUCAAUAGGCUCCAGCAGCUCAUCGAGAAACUAGAGUGCAAGAGCCCAUGCCUGGAGCCGCUGAAGGAGGAAGCGAUGUGCAAAGGAAGAGACGCCCACAUCCUGGUGGCGAAGAGGCAGAUCUCGGUGGCAACAAGCAGCAUUGAGGAGUUUCGCCAGGCGUUCAGGUCCUACACGGAGGUCACCGCCGGGCAGAGCAGCUGCCUGCA
Molecule: messenger RNA, 767 nt
Organism: Balearica regulorum gibbericeps (East African grey crowned-crane)
Lineage: Eukaryota; Metazoa; Chordata; Aves; Gruiformes; Gruidae
Source: RefSeq, a predicted model, not a curated record